GAGACGCUUUUGUGUCUGGCUUCCCGUCUGGCGCGCACUCGACACGUUGUUUACCUUGAAGUGCGCAAGCUGCACGUUUUUGUUUACAAUCUCGCAACUUCCUUUCCUCCGUCUGCACUCAUCUCAUUCACACUGGCAACCGGAACCGAAGCGGGACCGGAUGUCACUUCUCCUGACCUUGAGUUUCUUUCAAAGAUGGAGAGCUGAACUCUUUUUUUCUUUUUUAAUGGGGAACAAUGAAUAGUUUCACAAGACUUGGGAGAGCUCCUCUUCGUUGUUCCAUUUCACUCUAAAUUACUAGACGGACGGAGGCUUUGGGCAUCUACUCGACUGGGUAGAACGUCACGUGUUUCUGGAGUGAUUGAUUUUCAGAUUGGAUUUCUUAAGUUUUGGAGAGUCCACUCAAUAUUGGGCUAUUCCAUUCAUUCAGCCCCAAUGUAAUGUCAUGAGUGUUGUCUGCCAUGUAAUCAGAUUACAUCGACACGCUCGGCUGCGGAAGAGGAAACACCCGCGCGCAUCGCGUUUGCAGUUGGGCGCGCGGACGCGCAGCCGAAGGGUGGGAUCGAGUCGAGCCUCCGCGCGCAUUUCACUUCGACACACACACACACACACACACACGCGUGGAGUAUCUGGCUCGUCGGGACCGGCAGAACUUUUUUGGUGUCCAAAAGCGAGAGGAAGCAAAGGGAACCGGCUCACGUACGUCACGACAAGUAGCGCCAGAUGAUAAGGCACGCCGUUGCCACCGGCCUGGUUCUAGCGGCGGCCCUGGUCCUGGUGCCGCUCCCCAUCUGCGGCUACACCUUGGAUGUGGAUCAGGCGACGCUCUUCUCCGGCGCUCCCGCUUCCAUGUUCGGCUACUCCGUGCUGCUCCACCGGCACGGCAAGCGCAGCUGGUUGGUGGCGGGAGCUCCGGUGGACAACUCGUCUUCGUCCGGCUCGGCGUCUCCAGGCGGCGUCUAUCGUUGCCUCAUCGCGACAGAUGAGCAAAAGUGCCAGCCCAUGCCCGCCGACGUGUCGCACUGCGGGAAGACGUGCCGGCCCGAGAGCGACCACCAGUGGUUGGGCGUCAGCCUGUCGCGAGCGGGAGGACACGUCCUGGCGUGCGCCCACCGCUGGAAGAACGUCUUCUACUCCAGCGUGGACGGGCAGAACAACAAACUUCCGCACGGGGUUUGCUAUCGCUACGAUGACAAGCUGUCCCACGCGCAGGCCAUCAUCCCCUGCUACAGAGACCACCAGAGGAAGUUUGGUUACGAGUACGGCUCCUGUCAGGCCGGGAUGUCUAACCGGCUCUUUCAGGACCUGAUCAUCAUGGGCGCUCCGGGGACGUCGUACUGGACGGGUUCCGUGCUUGUGUACAACACUUCCGGCGGCGGCGUGUCCGUCUACCUGGACGACGACGACGCGGUGGGCUUCGGGAGCUACUUGGGCUACUCAGUGGACGCAGGCCACUUCCUGGAUGCUGUGAGCUUGGAGGUGGUGGGAGGUGCCCCACAGUACAACCAGAGGGGAAAGGUGUUUGUCUUCUCAAUGGACGGCCACAUGCUACGCGUGCUAGCUGACGUGUCAGGAACAGAGCUGGGCUCCUAUUUUGGCGCUAGCCUGCGUGCGGUGGACCUGAACGGCGACGACCUAUCAGAUCUCUUGGUGGGCGCUCCCAUGGCAACGGGCGCUAGCAGGGAGGAGGGGCGCGUUCACGUCUUCCUCAACCAGGGCCAGGCCAAGCUAGUGGAGGCGGAGUUUCAGCUGAGCGGGGGCAAUGCCCACGCCGCCCGAUUCGGCGAGGCCAUCGCGGACUUGGGAGACCUGGACGAUGACGGUUACCCCGAAGUGGCGGUCGGUGCCCCCCAGGAGGACGACCUCAAAGGGGCCGUGUACAUCUACAACAGUGGGAAUCGGGGCAUCUCGCCAAAACCGUCACAGAGAAUCAGCGGGGCGGCGCUGGGUCGUGACCUGCGCAUGUUCGGCCAAUCGCUGAGCUCCGGCGUGGAUGUCGACGACAACGGGUACCAAGACGUGGCCGUCGGUGCAUUCCUCUCGGACGCCGCCGUCGUUCUCAGGUCUCGUCCCGUCCUGCGGGUGACGGCCUCCCUCGUCCUGCCCGAGAACAUUCAACAGCGGGCGACCGCCAUCAACGUCACCGUCUGCUUCCGAGUCACCUCCAGACGCUACAAAGGAGCCAUCGAUCUUCACUACAACCUGACUUCCGACCUCCUCCACCUUCCAUCCUUCCCGCACCGUUUCUAUUUCCACGGCAACGGCUCGUCCAAUAGCACGAGGGCUCACGUGAGGGUGCGCCUCGGCCAGCUGAGCUGCACCGAUCACGUUGCGCAGCGGAGGAAGGACACCCGCGACAUUUUCACGCCGGUCCGAUUCCAAGUUUCCUACAGCCUCCCGGACGGCGAGCCUCCCAAACACGCCGCCAAAGGCUUUGCGGCGCUCAGGCCCGUCCUGCAGAAGGUGACGGGCAGCCGCAAUAUCGUCGGCAAUCAGACGCUGUUCGCUCGCCGCUGUUUCCUGGCCAACUGCUCCACGGACGUGCGACUGGGCGCCACGCUGGUCCUGCCGCCGAGCGGCGGCGGCGGGAGCUACUUUGCGUUGGGCGCCGGGCAAAGCGUGAUGCUCAACACCAGCCUGGCGGUGGCCGGAGACGACGCCUUCCUGCCGCGUCUGACGCUGCGUUUCCACCGCGACCUUCACUACGUCAGAGUGGUGGACAACGAGGACAAGACGGUGAGCUGCGAUGUGACGGAAGAAGCCAACGGCACCCAAGUCAGCUGCGGCUUCUCCGGCCACAUCUUGCCGUCUGGCUCCCAGGUCAACGUCAGCUUCCUGUUGGACGUGGACCGCCGCGCCGCGCCUGGCAACCUGCUCGUCCUGGCCAACGCCAGCAGCCAGAACCUGGAAAGCUCCGAGUAUCUCCACGACAACAGCGUCUCCUUGCUACUUCCUCUCAAGUACGGCAUCGACGUCAACGUCCACGGUUUUGUGACUCCCACGUCGUUUGUGUUUGGCGACGAAGACGCCAAACCUGUCCAAUGCUACUCGCAGACCUUCAACUACACUUACAAGGUGGUGAAUUCAGGUCCCAGCAAGGCAGUGGACACUUUGCUGGAGAUUACGCUGCCAAAGCUGUUGACGCCGUACCCGCACCGCUUGCUGCAGGUGGUGGACUGGCAGUCAUCGCAAGGCGCCUGCUCGCUCAGCCAAGCCACCGUGCCCGUCAUUGACGACUGCGACGUCCCACGGGCCUCCUUUAUCAAACAAAUCAUCUUCUUCUUCUCGUCCACCUCCACGCGCAACAUGUUCUGCGGGCGCGGCGACCCACUGUGCGAGCAUCUGCUGUGUCGCCUGGGCCCCGUGGAGGCCGGUCAAGAUGCCACCGUUGGGCUGCGAGCGCAACUCAACCCCGACGUCUUGCUGCAAGCGCCCGGUCGGCAGGGCGUGGUCAGGCUGGAGAGCAGGGCGCUGAUAUCAUGGCCUAGGAAUGACCGACACACCGUGCUAGAGCGGGAGCCGGCCGUGGCGCAGGUGCUGCUGGAAGGGCACUACAGCCAAAAACCUUCGGUGCCAAUCAAGGUGUUGAUCAUCGUGCUCAGUUUGCUGGUGGGUCUGACGAUCCUGGCGGCGCUCAUUUGGUGCUUGUGGAAGGCCGGUUUCUUCAAGCGCCGCUCGCAGAAGGAGGAGGAGUUGAAGCGUGACAGCUGGGACUACGUCCCCAAACGCAGCAACCGGGAGAGCCAGUCCUAAGGACCAACGGCCGGGCCACUUUUGGAAGACGAGGGAGGGAGGGAGGGAGGGAGGAAAGCCAGACGGAGCCAUGGCAAGGCUUUCCCGGGAAAGCUUUGGCAUCAUCCGUCCUAUGACUUCCACCUCAAGUGAGCCUCCCUGCUUGUCGAGUCGAGUCGAGGACCUCCCGUUGAGCAACACUGGCCGGCCGUGCCAACUUGUUGUGCCCCUGUAAAGUCUUGCUUGUGUUUCUACUGAUGUAUUUUCUAUUUAAUACACACAACAACUCUC
Messenger RNA from Syngnathus typhle (broad-nosed pipefish), 4023 nucleotides. RefSeq names its product integrin alpha 4 (gene itga4). The record is from RefSeq and is a predicted model, not a curated record. Gene Ontology annotation, biological process: cell-cell adhesion; cell adhesion mediated by integrin; integrin-mediated signaling pathway. Gene Ontology annotation, cellular component: external side of plasma membrane; integrin complex. The transcript has 29 exons. Gene Ontology annotation, molecular function: integrin binding. The coding region runs from base 724 to 3753 and encodes 1009 amino acids. Lineage: Eukaryota; Metazoa; Chordata; Actinopteri; Syngnathiformes; Syngnathidae.